CUGUAGAAGAAUCUGAAAAUAAAAACAACUAAUCCAACACAGCUGUCUUUUAAUCCUAAAUAUCAAUAGCAAGUAUUAGAACAAUUAUUUAGAGUUGUUAUUCUUCUUUAUCAAAACAAAAAACUGAAGUUUUAAACAUAUUCAUUCUAUUUUUGAGGAAGUUCCGAUAAUUCCACAGAACACCACACCCCAGUGAUGUCAUCAGCAACAUCCGUAUUAACGUUGUUAAUAAAUAUAGAAUGCAUAUGAAAUGUACUUUCUUCCUGUAAACUGAGCGGAAACACAGGAAGUGAGAUGUGUCAGCAUCACGUCUACAUUCAGUGUGAACAUGAUGUUGGUCAACUUUAAGACACACACACACACAAACACACGCACACACACACACACCCAUGCGCACGCACACACACACACACACACACACAAACACACACACAAACACACACACACACACACACACAAACAGAAACAAAGAGUAAAAGCAGCUUUUGAGUGUGGAUCAGUCAGUCAGUAGUUUUGGCUUUGUCUGUUUAUGUUUUGUUUUGCAGGUCUGGUCAGAGGGUGUCACAUUAUGGCUCAACGAUGUCUCAAGUUUUUAAAAUACACCAUGUGUGUCGCCAACUUCCUUUGUUUUUUGUGCGGCGUGGCGGUUCUGGGCUUUGGCGUGUACAUGUUGGUGAACAUCGGGAUGGUCGCACUCCUCCCCAGCCUGCCUAGCGUCAACAUUGCCAACAUGCUGCUUAUCAGCGGCAUUGUCAUCACCUGCGUGUCCUUCCUGGGGUUCCUGGGUGCUCUGAAGGAGAACCGCUGUCUCCUCCUUAUGUAUUUCCUGCUGCUGUUCCUUCUGAUGCUGGUGGAGCUGACCGCAGCAUGUCUGCUACUCUGGUACGGGGAACAGCUAUCUGGAGUGAUAACAGAAGAUCUCAAAAAGAGUUUGGAAGAAGCCAAAGGAAGUACUGGAAAUCAAACACUGAGUGCGUGGGAUCUGGUUCAGAAUAAAUUUAACUGCUGUGGAGUCACAAACUAUACGGAGUGGAAUGACAAGGUGCCGAAAUCUUGCUGCCAGACAAAUUGCAGCACCUCACACCCUCCUUACUGGGAAAAGGGUUGUUUGGUAAAAAUGACGACCUUGUUUGAGGACAAUUUCCUUACCACCGGAAUUUCCGUCAUCGUCCUCUGCAUGAUUGAGGUUUUGGGGAUGUGUUUCGCCAUGACGCUCUUCUGCCACAUAAGUCGAUCUGGACUGGGCUACAAGAUGUAGAUCAGUGGAAGGCAAACAGUGGCCUAUGGACCAGAUUAGGCCCCCUCAGAAAAAUAUUUGGCCAUUCAAAGAGAGUUGAACCUUUUGCUUUAUUAUUCACAAAUCUACUAUAGGUAAAUGUAUAUAACUGUUGAUUAAAUGUUGGCUCUUUUCCGUGGCGACAAAAACUGAUUUUUUUUAAACAUAAAGGACAACGGUCUCUAUGCUAAGUUUUAAAGGUCAUCAGUGACAAUUUUCAUCUCAUUGUGUCAGAAGCAUGUUGUGACCUCUGCAUUGUGUUCCAUUUUUUACUUGACUAACUUUCUCAUGUACCCGAAAGUAAAGCUAAAAAUAUUUGAUACGUGGUCCAGAUCACUGGGUCGGAUGAGAUAAGGCGGUUCUAAAUGAUAUUUGUGUCUGUGCAGUCAAACAUCUACACUUAUAUUUCAUAAGGAAUAAUUGUUUUGAACAUUACAAA
Platichthys flesus (European flounder) is the source of this 1715-nucleotide messenger RNA. RefSeq names its product leukocyte surface antigen CD53-like. The record is from RefSeq and is a predicted model, not a curated record. The transcript is spliced from 7 exons. Gene Ontology annotation, cellular component: membrane. NCBI's taxonomy places the organism in Eukaryota, Metazoa, Chordata, Actinopteri, Pleuronectiformes, Pleuronectidae. The coding region runs from base 530 to 1258 and encodes 242 amino acids.